Messenger RNA from Bipolaris maydis ATCC 48331, 519 nucleotides. NCBI's taxonomy places the organism in Eukaryota, Fungi, Ascomycota, Dothideomycetes, Pleosporales, Pleosporaceae. The record is from RefSeq and is a predicted model, not a curated record.
AUGGCUUCUAGUAGCCAACAGCAACAACGUCUUUUCGAAAUCAUUGAAAAUUCGCCAGAUAUCAACGCAACACUCGCUACAAUAACUUUUAUCCCAGGGUUAGUCCCAGGGAACGAUGAGAACCAAAUCUGGUUGGGCAAAGUCAGAUCACUUUUAUGGAAUGAGGAGGAUUAUCGACAGCACGAAGAGAUAUGCUCUCGGAAACGAAAGCCCCAAAGCCUAACAAUUGAAAGACAAAGCCAAACUCUCGUUCCAAUUUCAACGAAUACGUUUGUCUGGGGUUUAGCAGAGCUCGACGCACAAGACGAGGAUGAUAGUUUCGACCGUAUCGACAACCUUUUUGUCAUAUCUCGACAAGCUGUACAAGAUAAAGUUCUCAGCCCAAUAAUCGAAGAGCUUGACGUUCUCAUAAAAUCAGGAAACAAGGAGAGUACAGAUCACUGCUUUGACACACCAUUAUUUAGUCUUCGUGCACUCGUUGUAGAAGAAAAGGAUGCUGUCUAUAGGCUCAAAGAGUAG